Messenger RNA from Scleropages formosus (Asian bonytongue), 2485 nucleotides. RefSeq names its product dual specificity phosphatase 14 (gene dusp14). Gene Ontology annotation, cellular component: cytoplasm. The transcript is spliced from 2 exons. The coding region runs from base 459 to 1109 and encodes 216 amino acids. Gene Ontology annotation, biological process: protein dephosphorylation. The record is from RefSeq and is a predicted model, not a curated record. Gene Ontology annotation, molecular function: MAP kinase tyrosine/serine/threonine phosphatase activity. NCBI's taxonomy places the organism in Eukaryota, Metazoa, Chordata, Actinopteri, Osteoglossiformes, Osteoglossidae.
GGAGAGGACGCGCCUGCGCGCCGCCGGCCGCGCACCCGUCACGCAGCCGCCGAGAACGCGGAGGGUCCCUCGUCGCCCGAGCUGCGCGGUUCGCUCCGUAACCCCGUCAACGUUUCGUUCAGUCGGCGGCGCGCCUCCCCGCUUCACAGAGCGAGAGUGAAGCCCGAGUGAAGCCCGAGGGAACGGGGCGGGCGGUCAGUGCGCGCGGUCGCCGGGGACUCACUCUCGGGUCGGGAACCCGCAGCGGAAACACUUCGAAUUUCCGUGCCCUGUUGUUCUGUUGUGACACCUGCUUGCCUUGGCAACGAAGAAGUGAAGUGACCGGAGACGCCAUCGGACUGUCCCUCACGUGCGUCUGGCCCUGCUGCUCCGCCAUGCCAGCUGGGUGCUGAAGAGGAACACUGCUGAUUGCACAGCUCCUUCUCUCCUUCCCACAUCCACCUCUCCCUAUCCCCCCAAUGGGUUCCCGCAGCCAAAGCUUCUUCCAUCAUCAUCAUCACCACCACCACAAUCACCACCACCGCAGCUCAGUCGUUCCUACGGCUGUGCCCAGGCUGGUUCCCGAGACGAACGGGGGCCUGCUGGGGGGUAUCGCCCAGAUCACACCCUCGCUCUUCCUCAGCCGCGGCAACGUGGCGUCAAACCGCAGCCUCUUGCUGUCCAAGGGCAUUACGUGUGUGGUCAACGCCACCAUCGAGCUGCCCAACUUCAACUGGCCUCACGUGGAGUAUGUCAAGGUGCCGUUGGCCGACAUGCCGCACUCGCCCAUCUCGCUGUACUUUGACAGCGUGGCCGACAAGAUUCACAGCGUGGGCCGCAAGCGCGGAGCCGUGCUGGUGCACUGCGCGGCCGGCGUGAGCCGCUCAGCCUCGCUUUGCCUGGCCUACCUUAUGAAGUACCACCGCGUGUCGUUGGCCGAGGCCCACGCUUGGGUCAAAGCCCGGCGGCCCGUUAUCCGGCCCAACGGUGGCUUCUGGCGCCAGCUCAUCGAGUACGAGCGUAAGCUCUUUGGCAGGAACUCCGUGAAGAUGGUGCAGACGCCAUACGGGGUCAUCCCGGACGUUUAUGAGCGCGACCGUAGGAACCUGGCCCCCUACUGGUGCAUGUGAGAAAACGGGCCUCGUCUCGUGCCCUGCGGCGUUCCGCUUCCCCGUUCCUCCGGCUGAAGAUGUGUGAUUGUGUGUUUUUUCAAAGCCCAAACUAAUGAAACUGGGAGCACUGUGUCCAGGGAGCGUGGGCCCUGUCGCCACGCUCAAACCUCGCUGCUCCCCAUCGAUCUGCCUUCAGAAGAGAAUGAGCCACUUGGAGUCCAGAUCCCCAUUUUUGAGAGCACCAGCUAGCGGUUACGCACUAGAGCCGUUAAAAACACACGGGAAGCUGGGCUGCUGCGGACGAACCUGAAACGGGCAAACGUGGAAACGACCCAACCUGAUGUCACGUGAUGGUAUUGUGCCAGUCUUGCUGUUGUCUUCAAUGCACAAGCGACAAAAAUUGCAUUUGGUUCAAAGUAAUGUGCCUGGAAUUCUGGGUAGCAUUCAAGACAUUUGAUUGUGUAAGGAAGCAUGUAGAGAAUCAUGCUGUGGCAGACACAAUCCCAUCAGUCAAGACCUAAAAGAAAAAAAAUAAUGCACCUUGCACGAAGUGCAAAGCUGUAUCCAUGUGAAGACUUUUCGAUAACGAUGACGGUUUCUUCGGCCACAUUUCAUCUUCACGAGGAAGCAUGCUCCAGCCGCCCUGCUCCCAUCCUUCACCUGGGGGGAGGGAUUCUGUAUUUUACAGUCUUGGCAUCUCCACUGUGCAAUAUGGCUUUUUCAUCCUGCCUCUCACGGUAUCUUGCAAACACUCCAAGCAGCAUGUUUGUCACGUUUGCUAAAAGAUUCUAAUAAGGAAACGGCGAUAUUAUUUAAUACGUGCCCCUAAAAGUAUUCUGGAUAAAAAUUCAUCUCAUUUGACAGUGCUACCAGCCUACAAAUGAUUAAUUACCACAGUAGAAUUCCUUAAAAGGCCAAAUCGUAGUGACGGGGCAGCUUUUUUGUUUUACGGGAACCAUUCAGGCUUAGUAUCUCACUCAAGGGUACUACAGCUGGAGUUGGGAUGCGAACCUGCGACCUCAGCUCUAAGCACCACGCAGCCAAACACGCACAGUGGAGCAUCAGAACUGGGAAGGGCUGUGGCAGGAAGCCUCUGCAUGGAGCUUUAGAGGAGGGACCAGAAAGGAUUACUGUCUUGUAACAUUAACACUUGGGUAUGGAACACCACCACCUGGCUUUUGCGGGUGAGAAUUGAUUGCAGAGUUGAAAAUGUCCCAGUUCCUAAAUUAAGCCGCACCUGCAAAAGCCAUGUGGUGAUUUUUUUUUUUAAAUGCAAAUACAUCCAUUCAUUAAUCCGCCGAGGAACGGGAUGCCAUGUAAACACAUGCAGACCCUGCCGUCCUGCUUUGUGCACCGUUGCUCAUGCUGGGUUUCUUAGUUUAAAAAAAAAAAAA